This is a messenger RNA of Fraxinus pennsylvanica, 516 nucleotides long. NCBI's taxonomy places the organism in Eukaryota, Viridiplantae, Streptophyta, Magnoliopsida, Lamiales, Oleaceae. The record is from the annotation of a GenBank genome assembly.
AUGCUGGAGGAAUCACCCAGGUUUCCAAUGGAGCAUCAAUCUGGAAGCUCAGCUUGCACACAGCAGAUUGCACAACCAGGUUUUCAGCAAAUUGAAAACAAAUCAUCGUUAGAAGAUCUUGUUACUAAAUUGGCGGAGAUAUCUACCAAACACAUGCAAAGAACAUAUAAAACCUUGCAAGUUCAGGGAGCUGCCAUCAAGAAUUUGGAUAUUCAGAUGGAACAAAUAGCGAAACUAGCAGAUAGGAGCAUCAGAUAUCCAUGGGGCAAGGUUGGGGAUGUGCUCAUCAAGGUUGGGAAGCUAAUAUUCCCCGCGGACUUCCUUGUUAUGGACCUCGAAGACGACCACAAUAUGCCAAUUAUCAUAGGUCGACCAUUUUUAGCAACAAGUCGAAUUUUAAUUGACAUGGAGAAGGAUGAGCUGAUUGUGAGGGUGGAGGACGCCCAUGAGAUCUUUAAAUUACAUAAUUUACCCAAGGAAACCAUUAGUCCUGGAGGAAGCCAAAUAUGUUGUUGA